CUUCUUAUUUACAGAAGAUGAGGGAAUAACAAUACUGUCUGACGUGGCUACCGAAAAACGACCAUGGCGGGGAUUCUCCUAAUCUCCAACCCAACCUCACUCGUUCUCACUCUCUCCACGCACAGCUCCAACCCCUCUGCUCUCCGACCCACUCACACUCCCACAACCGCUUCAUUCAACUCUUCUCGCUUGCCCAAUUCGCCGGCGCUUACAUUCUCCGGUGACCCAUUGAAAACCAGAGCUAGAGCUAGAGGCACGAGUGUGGUCACGCGUGCAGGUCCCAGCACCGGAAGCUUUGUUCUUGCCUUCUUUUUGCCCUUAUCUCUCAUUCUCGUCACUGUCUUUGCCUCAAUCAGAAUCUCCGAUAAGCUCGAUAGAGACUAUCUCGAAGAGGUUGCGCUUAAUGAAGCUAUCAGACAAUCAGAGGAGGAUGAAGGUGAAGAUGAUAUUGAGUUGCCUUCGGAUAAUAAUGUGACUCCUCCACGUACUCGUAAUCGACCCAUAAGGGAAGUUUAGAGUCUUUUAUGUAGCUUUAUAUGUAUAAUAAUUCAUUUUUAUGGAUAAAUUGUAGUUCUCCAUUACCUUCUGUGUAUUCUAGUGACAAUUUUGAUCAUUAUAUGAAAAGUUCAUUUCUUGAGCUUCUUCCGAA
This is a messenger RNA of Humulus lupulus (European hop), 649 nucleotides long. RefSeq lists its product as uncharacterized. NCBI's taxonomy places the organism in Eukaryota, Viridiplantae, Streptophyta, Magnoliopsida, Rosales, Cannabaceae. The transcript has 2 exons. The record is from RefSeq and is a predicted model, not a curated record. Bases 64 to 516 code for a protein of 150 amino acids.